AUGGUGGACUACUCAAAGUUCGAUCGCAUCGUCGCCGACGCGAGCGACGACGAGGACGAGGCGCGAACGCGCGCGACGCCGAACGUGACGAGACUGGAUGCUGGGACGAAAAUCACAUUCGGAAACGGACGCGCGACGAUCGCGACGCGCGCGGACGCGGACGACGACGACGACGGCGAUCGCCGGGAGCGCGACGCGGACGCGCGCGGCGCGAACGAGGGCGCGGAGGGGACGAUGAGCGAACGGGAGCUGCGCGCGGCGCUCGAGGCUCGGGACGCGGCGGCGGCGCGGGACGCGGCGCGAGCGACGCCGAGCGCGCGCGGCGACGACGUCGCCGGCGCGCGAGGCGCGAAUCGGGAGACGUGUUUGACGAAGAUGACGCGGAACGGUGGGGUGGUUCUGGACGCCGGGACGAAGGAGGAGCGGUAUUAUUGGCGGCAGGACGCGAGCGAGGCGACGCUGAGCGUCGUCGUGGCGCCCGGGACCAAGGCGAAGGACGCGCGCGUGCGCGUGACGGCGACGGAGGUGGAGAUCAGUGUGCUGAAUCGCGAGACCGGGGCGAGUGAGGUGGUCUUACGAGGUGAGUGGGCGCAUGAGAUCGACCCCGAGCCGCGCGACGAGGACGACGAGUACGCGCCGACGACGUUCGGCGACUGGGAAAUCACAGAUUUUGAAGGCGCGGACGCGCGUCGCGUCGUGCGCGUCACCGUGCGCAAAAAAGCUUCCCAAAUGUUGACGCACUGGUGGCGCUCGUGCAUCAAAGGCGCGCCCGAGGAGGAUCCCUCGACGUUUGAGGAUCGAAAUUCGUCUCGCGCGGAAGCCGGGCGUCGCGCGUGGGAGGAAGCGCAGGAAAUGUUUCGCGAGCGCGUGAAAACCCGGGAAAAAGUCGAAAUCGACGCGCACGAUUAA
Molecule: messenger RNA, 909 nt
Organism: Ostreococcus lucimarinus CCE9901
Lineage: Eukaryota; Viridiplantae; Chlorophyta; Mamiellophyceae; Mamiellales; Bathycoccaceae
Exons: 1
Coding region: 1-909 (302 amino acids)
Biological process (GO): protein folding
Cellular component (GO): cytoplasm
Source: RefSeq, a predicted model, not a curated record